Messenger RNA from Laccaria bicolor S238N-H82, 1305 nucleotides. RefSeq lists its product as uncharacterized. Bases 29 to 673 code for a protein of 214 amino acids. The record is from RefSeq and is a predicted model, not a curated record. Lineage: Eukaryota; Fungi; Basidiomycota; Agaricomycetes; Agaricales; Hydnangiaceae. The transcript has 5 exons.
CGGAAACAUCGUUGAACAGACGUCGAACAUGCCCGUUCAAACGCUUCGGAUAGUUGACUCUGAUCCAGAAGCGUCUCUUAAUCCAAGAGCAAUUUGGAAACACUGGAAAGAGAGGGUCUUGUGGGACCAUAGGACAUAUUAUGCAUUACUGGAAUUUAUCGCUGGACUUGUUUUGAUUCUAGGACUGACUCAAUAUCCGCCCUUCUAUCAGGACAAUGGUUUGAACAUCAUGCAAAGACUCGUUGAGCCUUUGUUGGUUCUUCUGGGCAUUGUACCCAUACAUUGGUAUAGCAACCAACGGAACUCAAAUCACGCUUUGACAAAAUCUGCCAAGUCGUCGCGUUUUUCUCACCUUCUGAAUGCACCAACCGACGCUGGGGCCGUUGCGAAGAUGAAGUUAAAACAAAUAUCAACUUACUCCUUUGGUUGGCUGUUGCAAUAUGUGAGGGCCUGCCCGACCUCUUGUUCUGUUGCUCAUAUCUGUCUACAAGUGGUUGCAUCCUUGUAUGUGGUGUACAAUGUGGCGCGCAAUCCAAUAAAAGACCCACUGCUUGCCGAGCUUCCGUCGCCGAUCGAUAUAGAGGAUGAAGCGACCUUUGCGUGGGCGGGGAUCAAUGUGGCAGAUGGGAUUGAAGAUGAUUCGAUAGAGCCGGAGGGUCAGGUCAGGUUAUGACCCUCUCAGCCGAGUACAGACAUUUGUGAGCUUUCUAUCGCUUGUAUACCCAUCGAUGUAAAUAUUAGGAUGACACACAUUCCAACGGCUUAGAUCCCUGUAAGCUAUGAGCCUCGAUGACCCUGUCGCUGGACAAGUGCUCUGGGUGGAAGUUGACGUCAAUUCUGAUUCGCACUGACUUCACUCAAAAUUAUGAUGACCUGGUCGUGUAAAUGGCUCGCGCAUCUUCAAACCCGACUAUACAUGGGGUUCUGUUACAAGUAAACUAUGGACGAAGUUUGUCGUAUAACUGGAAGGCGGCCCGGUCACGGUCCCCUUCAAACCUUGGACAGCCAUCAUCGCGAGAAGACCACAAAACGCAGUGUUCAUCAUGAUGGCAACUCGUCUAUCCUCGAUAGCAGCUGCUGAUUUUUGAUGCCCACGUAAGUAAUUUGUCUUCUAGCAAAAAUUUUCAAGCGAACCAUUAUCACAUUGCUCUUUCCACAUCUCAAGUUAUCAUAGCCUUGUUGCCCUACUGCAACUCCCUCUCAUUGUCUCAAGUCAAAUUAUUGCCUUCAGCGUGUCCAGGGAUGCCUUUGUUGCAUCAUAUAGCAUUUGCAUCAAUUUCUGGUAGUCUCCGUCUCGGUUCGCUC